AAUCUGUCAAAGUACCAGUCAAGGGGUCCCUUGUUAAGAUCCAACCUAGGUAUUCCAACAGCUCUAUAAACUAGGCUCAAUAAAGACAAUUUAAUCCACAGCUAAGAGACAACAAUAUUUUUGUACUGACAACAUCUGCAUUUUUAUCACAAAGGAGAUCCAUCUCUCUCUGCUUCUUUUAUGAGACUCGCCUGGAAGGCCCAAAAAGAAAGGAGAAAAAAAAAAAAAACCUGCUUUGGAACAUAUUUAUGCUAAUGGAGACAUCACUAGAAGCAGAUAAUUUUGGAAAAUCUAUUAUAGUACCUAGUGUUCAAGAGCUUGCUAAAGCUUCCCUCAUCGAAAUCCCAACCCGGUAUGCAAGACUCAAUCAGGAUUCUCCGAUUAUUUCUGUUGAUGGGUUGUCGCAUUUAUGCGUUCCGGUCAUUGAUCUUGAAAGAUUGAAUGCUGGAGAUUCUGUAGAUUUGGAGUUGGAGAGGCUGCACUUAGCUUGUAGAGAAUGGGGUUUCUUUCAGCUUGUGAACCAUGGGGUGAGUACUACUUUGCUGGAGGUGUUCAAGUUGGAAACUGAGAAUUUCUUCAAACUUCCUUAUGAAGAGAAGAAAAAGCUGUGGCAGCAGCCAGAAAACCAUGAAGGGUUUGGGCAGCUCUUUGUAGUUUCAGAUGAGCAAAAACUAGAUUGGUCAGAUAUGUUUUACAUUACAACCCUUCCUUUCAAUCUCAGGAAAGAUGUCCUCUUUAAUAAACUCCCUCCAAACCUCAGAGAAACUUUGGAAACUUACUCUAAUGAAGUGAAAAAGCUAGCAAUUGGAAUUCUCGGUCAUAUGGCGAAAGCUUUAAAAAUGGAUGAGAAGGAAUUGAAAGAGCUAUUUAGUGAUGGUGUUCAGUCAAUGAGAAUGAACUACUAUCCUCCAUGUCCUGAACCAGAAAAGGCCAUCGGAUUCACACCUCAUUCUGAUGCUGAUGCUUUAACCAUUCUCUUUCAGCUUAAUGAAACUGAAGGAUUGCAAAUCAGAAAAGAGGGCAGAUGGGUUUCCAUUAAACCACUUCCAAAUGCUUUUGUUGUCAACAUUGGAGACAUCAUGGAGAUUGUGAGCAAUGGUGUUUACAGGAGCAUUGAGCAUAGGGCAAUAGUGAAUUCAACUAAAGAGAGGCUAUCCAUUGCGACAUUUUACAGCUCCAAGCUAGACUCUUUGUUAGGUCCUGCAGCCAGCCUCACUGGCCCUCAUAAUCCCCCAAUCUUUAAGCAAGUCCCUCUGGAGAAGUAUUUCAAGGAAUUUUUCUCUAGAAAACUGAAUGGCAAGUCAUAUCUUGACUUCAUGAGAAUAGAAGAUGCAGAAAACAUCUGAAUUACCAAACUUUUUCGUUUUUUCCCAUACUAUAAUAACUAGUUUACUUUUAUGACAAAAGAUGGUUUUGGGCCUUUUGGAAACUUAAUUAAGAAUUCAAAAUCCCACUUGAAUUGGGCUUGUUUCUUUAUUAAAAAUUCAACAAUAAAGACAUCAGAAUCCAAUAAAAAGGCUCACUUUGAUUGGAUAAGGGGAUUGCAUGAGAACAUCUUCUUACCUAAAGCCUUAAAUAGAGGCAUCAGAAUCCAACAACAAAUGGUUCAUUCUGAACGCUGAAAUGAUUGAAUAAUAUGGUAAAUUUUCUCCAGUUUCCAGAGCUCAAAUGGUCUGCCUGAGCCAGAAAAGUCAUCUAUUUUUUGUUUUCUUCGUAAAACCAUUAAACCCGUGAUCACAUUAAAUUUUCAACCACAACGAUUUGGCUUUGGCGGUAUGAGUUUGCUCUUGAACAUUCAGAAGUUUUUGAUCUUUAAUAUAAAGCUGUGAAAUGUGCUACUAAGAGUAAACUUCUAUAAAUAAAUUUAUAUGAUUAUUGUAUUGAAAUUAAAAAAUGAUUUCUUAAUCGCAUUUAAUAAACAAAUUCCUUAUAGUAUUUUUAAUUGAUGGCGUAUAAAAAUAAAGAAAGAAAAAAGGUAACCUAAAAGAAAGAGUUGGAAAAAGCCACUUUACGCAGCAGUUUCCUAAAUCUUAAAGAUGAAAAAGAGAAAAGAGAAAAG
This is a messenger RNA of Ricinus communis (castor bean), 2059 nucleotides long. RefSeq names its product protein SRG1. The transcript has 4 exons. Bases 249 to 1346 code for a protein of 365 amino acids. The record is from RefSeq and is a predicted model, not a curated record. NCBI's taxonomy places the organism in Eukaryota, Viridiplantae, Streptophyta, Magnoliopsida, Malpighiales, Euphorbiaceae.